AUGUUUGGGACCGCCGGCGACCUCGGCCGGCCACAAGGUGAAGUCCCAGCUCUUCCCAGUCAAAACAGCGAUAAUUAUAAUGACGCAUCCUCUCUGCCACAUCCCAGAGAUAAUCCACCAUCCACGAAUCGUCAACCACCCCAAAGACUGUCGCAGAUGACUGACAUCCUAACCGUCAAUGCCGAAUUUCAACAAUUGGAUAAACUGGACCUUAUUGAAAGAGAACAAAGAGAAAUGAGAAAACAUUGGAGGGAACGUUCUAAGAACUACAUAGAGGAGAAAAAAAUAUCAAAUAACGCUAUUCACUUAAAUAACUUUCUGGACUCGACAACUCCACCAGAUAGUCCACAAGCAGUCGAGCGACCCUUGGAAGAGCCAUCUACUUCUAGACAAAGUACUUCUAAAGAAUGUGGAAAAAAAUUUGUAAGAAAAAUCGAGAUAAAUAAGGCUGGACAUAAAAAAGGAGCGCCUGAUGGUGUAGGUGGAUGUUUAAAACGAAGUGCUGACAACCUUGUAGCACGAGGCAAAGAUUUACACAACUUAGAAAUAUUCCUGAUAGAGUUGCAGGAAAAGUAUUAUUGA
This is a messenger RNA of Psylliodes chrysocephalus, 582 nucleotides long. NCBI's taxonomy places the organism in Eukaryota, Metazoa, Arthropoda, Insecta, Coleoptera, Chrysomelidae. The record is from the annotation of a GenBank genome assembly.